Messenger RNA from Dendronephthya gigantea, 692 nucleotides. Its product is annotated as hemagglutinin/amebocyte aggregation factor-like. Lineage: Eukaryota; Metazoa; Cnidaria; Anthozoa; Malacalcyonacea; Nephtheidae. Bases 39 to 533 code for a protein of 164 amino acids. The record is from RefSeq and is a predicted model, not a curated record. The transcript has 5 exons.
UGAUCAAAAUUUACCCUUUAGCUUACAAGAACACGGCGAUGAUGAAAGUCACUUUGACAGUCUUGAUUUUUCUUGCUAAUUCUAUGCUCAUCAAUGCUGGAACAAACUUCGACGCGGCUUGGUCAAGUGAUUGUCCAUCAGGCCAAUCCAUCCGGCAUAUCAGCAGCGUUCAUAGCAACUGGCAUGAAGAUCGUUCAUGGACAUGGAAAUGCAAACAUGACUCCAUAAUAACAAGUUCAUGCCGAUGGUCUGGGUAUGUAAAUUCGUUUGACAAAGACCUUCUCUACCAAUGCGCAACUGGAGUUAUCACUGGUGUGAAGUCGUAUCAUAGCAACUGGUAUGAAGACAGAAAAUUUAAUUUCAAAUGCUGUAAAACUAAGAGCUACACUCGCGCUUGUUAUUGGACUGGCUACGUGAACAGUUGGGAUGGUUACUUGAGCUACACUGUUCCAUCUUAUUAUUAUCUUGUUGGCGUACAAAGUUACCACAGCAAUUUUAGAGAAGACAGAAGAUGGAGAUUCCUCGUAUGUUGAUCGAACACGUUGAUGAAGACAAAACGCCUAUAAUCUUUCCUAAUUUGCCUGUUCUGCAUGAUGAUUCCAUAUGAUUGUGUUUAUGUCAGUAGUUUGAUGUGGUUGUUGCUUUUGAUAAUUAUGAUAAACAAAUAGAAUAUGGGAAAAUAAAAAAUUCUU